UCAUAUUGUGCAACUCUUUGCCAAACCCUAAACGGCCUCAGAUUCAGGAUGUUGUGCGACGCUAGACGCUAGACGCUAGACGCUAGACCUGAUGAGUGACUGACUGGAGCUCCUGUCUGGUCUGCAGGUACGUACACCUGCGGGACGUGCCAGUGCGAGCCGGGCUACCUGGGCGCCCGCUGCGAGUGCCAGGAGGGCGACUCGGGCAGCAUGUACCUGAGCGCCUGCCGGGAGGCCGAAGGGAAGCAGAUCUGCAGCGGCCGAGGAGAGUGCAGCUGCAACCAGUGCCUCUGCUACGAGUCCGAGUUCGGGAAGAUCUACGGCAGCUUCUGCGAGUGCGACGACUUCUCCUGCGCACGACACAAAGGAGUCCUCUGCUCAGGUCACGGCGAGUGCCACUGCGGGGAGUGUAAGUGCCACGCCGGCUACGUCGGAGACAACUGCAACUGCUCGACCGAGACGUCGACCUGCGUCUCCGACGACGGCCAGAUGUGCAGCGGCAGAGGGAGCUGCGUCUGCGGCCGCUGUCAGUGCAGCGAGCCUGGAGCUUUUGGAGACACCUGCGAGAAAUGUCCCACCUGCCCCGACGCCUGUGGAACCAAGAGAGAGUGCAUCGAGUGUCGGCUCUUCAACUCGGGACGACUCGCUGACAACCAGACCUGCCAGAGACUCUGCAAGGACGAGAUCAUCACCGUGGAGACGCUCAGAACCGACGAGCCCAACGCUGUUCUUUGUCUCUACAAGACGGACGAUGACUGUGUGAUGAAGUUCACGUACUCUGAACACGCCAGCGGACUGUCGGUCCUCACGGCGCUGAAAGAACCCGAGUGCAGCCGCGGUCCGGACGCCCUCAUGGUUCUGCUGGCGGUGGUGGGCAGCAUCCUGCUGGUGGGAGUGGUUCUGCUCGCCGCCUGGAAGCUCGUCAUCACCAUCCACGACCGCCGAGAGUUCGCCCGCUUCCAGAGCGCCCGGUCACGAGCUCGAUACGAGAUGGCCUCCAACCCUCUGUACAAGCAGGCCGUCACCACGCACUUCGUAGAAACCGACUUCAACAUGUUCGGGAAGUCGUACAACGGAGGCGUCCACUGAUCCGGCGGCUCGGCAGGACCGGUCCGACCCACGGGACCCCGGAGGACGGAUCCUUGGAAUGAACUGUGUCCGACUUGGGGGAUCUGUGGCCUUUUUUUUUUUUUUACCUUCGCAGAGCGGAUCGACGAGAUUCUUCGUGUGGAGAUCCAGCAGCAGCAGCGAGUCGGUCUGCGGCCGAGCAGCUCCACUCGUCCCAGCAGCCUUUGUACAGCAGCAAUUUGUAUAUUUUUCUAAACACUAAAGACGCAUUUGUAGCCUGAACGCUGCAGCCGACGGACUCUGAGCUGCAGCACAUAGUUCACACCUUUACUAAGAAGCACACGUUGCUGGUGUUCCGGUACUAACACUUACUAAGCAAUAGACGUCUCACCUUCGGUUUGCACAGAGAUUAUUCAGAGUCCGGUGACGGUUUUCCAGUGUGGUUCUGUCCUGUUCCUGCAUCCGACCACCAGCACCUCAACCUCUCAGCCAAUUUUUCUUAUUGUCAACAAAAAGAGCAAAAAAACCAACGACGAUUCUUUGGUACCGACCCGUUUAGUUUUGAUAUUCGAUGACCUCCAGGUUUGCUGCAAUAUCUUCUACAAACCAGCACCAAACGUGGGUCGACCUGAGGCAUCUUGUGGUUAAAACGUUGUGAUUUUAAGGCUCGUUCUGGACCCUGAUCAAGAAAUACUGACAAAAUAGAUAAAACAUCAGUGAAACAUGAGAACCAGUGGAUGUAUUGGAGGUUAUUCAGCAGAUCUGGAUUCCCGGGUGCACGUUUAACAUCGGGGGUGAUCUGAUUUCUUAUUUAAUUCUGUUUCAGGAUGCAUAUUAACAUUUCUUGGGAUUAGAAAACUUGCACAGAUGAAUUAGGUGUCAGGAGAGAUUUUUGUUUUCUGUCCACCUUAGAUUUGUGAGAAAAGUUUGUUGUGUUUCCAGGAAGGUUUUUCCUGCUGUCCAGCCUCUAGGGGGCGACGAAACCAUCUUCACUGUUUGUUAUUUGGCAGAAAUCUGAGGAUGUUCCUCUUGUUUCCUGCUUCUGUCUCUGAGAAAACAAUCUAUGUUAAAUGUUUUUGCUCCAGGCCCAGAUUUGGCCCACGGGCCGCUGUUUUGCUGCCUGACACAAUGAUUUAUAAUUUGAUUUAUUAAGCAAAUACAAGAAUUUACUGCUUUUCCCUGUUUUUUUUUUUUAUAUUUUGUGUUUUUCUGACAAACUGAGAAACAUGAAGAUGAAUGAGGAAGUUUUGAUGCAAUCCACGUCUGAUUAACGACGUUUUGGCGACGAAACGAACUCAGAGUUUCAGCGACAGUCUGUGGAAUUGAUUUAAAAUGAACUUUGAUGGCUUCGGCGUGUCGAUCAGAGCUGACACGAGUCCAGCGAUGGUGCAUUUUUAAUAGUUUGAUAACAAAGCAGAUCACAAACCCUCCAUCCCUGCUGCAGUAAAGCAGCCCGGAGCUUGAUGCUGCCGCCGCCGUGCUUCGCUGUGCUUCUCCCUGAUCCGACCGGGUUCCUGUUUUCUCGAUUUGCAAAUAUUAGUUUUUGACUUAAAGGAAAACAUUAGAGAUUUAGUUUCUUUUGUUCUGUUAGAAAAGCGUUAAAUUCAUCCAAAAGGUUUUGAGCUUCAGCUGGUGACAAAUUCUAAUCCGUCGUCUUCAAAGCACAACGAUGGAGAUGUUAACCAGACACUCCUGUGACUGUAAAGGGCUUCCUGAAUGUGACGUCUAGCUGUCAGUCGGACACUUUAACGUCCGUCAGUCGUCGUCUGAGGAAUCGCCUCGGUUCAGAACAAUGUCCGACAUCUCUGCCGAGUCGGACAGCGUCGGACCAGCGACAGCCUCAUGAACUCGGUUUUGUAGAAACGUUUUUGGACACAAAUGUGAUUUUCAAACUCAGUUUUUUAAAAGCAACAUUUUUCGACCGAUGCGGGAAAGUUUUCAGACGAAGACGAGCUUUUAGUUUCGUCAUUCCCAGAUUAGUGGAACUCCUAAAGCCUGUUGGAGCAACAAAUACUAACAAUGGGUAGAAAUUAAUAACAACAACAGCUCAUUUCUGUUUCCUUCAGGCUCUGAAUGGACAGAAAAUACUCCUUAGAACCACUUCAGCGUUGGUUUUGUGUGUUUUUCUUGGAUUUAUUGACAAUAAGAAAAGCGUUGAGCAUCACCAGCUUCCUGUUGGACGCCUUAAAGCUCUGGUGCUGGGUUCUCUGGGCUGGUGUGGACUCUGGGCACAGUAAUGUGUCUGGACUGUGACUGUGUCCACCCUGCCGGCUGUGGGAGUGGGUGGGUGGGCGGGAGCGGCCAUAAAUCUAACGUCAGCGUUCCCGGAGGAGGAGGCCGAGUCGCCGGGCUGACGGGAAAAGUGGCAGAAGCUCAGAGUCGGUGUGACCAGAGUGUAAAUAAUACGACGUGGUGCGUUGGUCCGGCGCCACAGGACUUGUUGUGACUGGGUUUGCUGGAGCCACCUUCACAUCCAGCUCCUCCUGUAAGGUUCUCACACAACUCUCCAUGUUUAUGUAACACUGCAACACAAUAAAUCUGCUUAUGUCAAACAA
This is a messenger RNA of Stegastes partitus (bicolor damselfish), 3623 nucleotides long. RefSeq names its product integrin beta-5-like. The record is from RefSeq and is a predicted model, not a curated record. Gene Ontology annotation, molecular function: integrin binding. Gene Ontology annotation, biological process: stress fiber assembly; cell-matrix adhesion; cell adhesion mediated by integrin. Bases 211 to 1089 code for a protein of 292 amino acids. Lineage: Eukaryota; Metazoa; Chordata; Actinopteri; Pomacentridae. Gene Ontology annotation, cellular component: cell surface; integrin complex; focal adhesion. The transcript is spliced from 6 exons.